Messenger RNA from Dendroctonus ponderosae (mountain pine beetle), 2810 nucleotides. RefSeq names its product protein groucho (gene gro). The transcript has 16 exons. Lineage: Eukaryota; Metazoa; Arthropoda; Insecta; Coleoptera; Curculionidae. Gene Ontology annotation, molecular function: transcription corepressor activity; protein binding. Gene Ontology annotation, biological process: regulation of DNA-templated transcription; negative regulation of canonical Wnt signaling pathway. The record is from RefSeq and is a predicted model, not a curated record. The coding region runs from base 391 to 2634 and encodes 747 amino acids. Gene Ontology annotation, cellular component: nucleus; transcription regulator complex.
GGUUUUGUGCGCUUGCCGUUUAGUUUCGGUUUAGUUGUCCCUCGUUUUUCAUCGUUCAGGAAGCGCUUACUUUAAAGUGACGCUUAGAGAAAUGUGACGCGACUAUCCGAGCAUGGUUUGUUUGCUGAUAAUUGUCGGCUACAAAUAAUGUUAACAGAGUACGGAAUUGCGCUAAUUAAAAAUCUGAAAAAAGUUUUUUGGAAAAAUUUGUUGUAAAUGUGUUUUUUGUUGGAAAGUACAUUUUGAAAAAUAAUGAUUUAUCUUAAUAGCUAGCUUAUCCGCAGUUACUUGCUACAGAUGUAGUGCCACGGGCUUAGCGCCAAAAUUUAUUAAGUACCUAAUUGGAUAUGAGAGCUGAUAUUUGUUGACAUUUUUGGAUACAUUAGCCAAAUGUUUAAAACGGGUCCACCACCGCAAGGUGGUCAAAUAAAAUUUACCAUAGCAGACACAUUAGAAAGGAUAAAGGAAGAAUUCAAUUUUCUUCAAGCACAAUAUCAUACGUUAAAAUUGGAAUGUGAGAAAAUAGCUAGCGAAAAAACCGAAAUGCAACGACAUUAUGUCAUGUACUAUGAAAUGUCAUAUGGCCUUAACGUGGAAAUGCACAAACAGACUGAAAUAGCAAAACGACUUAAUGCAAUCAUAGCACAACUGAUGCCUUUCCUGUCACAAGAGCACCAGCAGCAAGUUGCAACUGCUGUAGAAAGAGCUAAACAAGUAACCAUGUCCGAACUAAAUGCUGUCAUUGGGGUAAGCCAACAGCAACAACAGGGUCUUCAGCAUUUGCUACAACAAAUCCAUGCACAACAAUUGCCUCAUGGUGGCGCUCCAGGCGGACUGUCACUUGGUCCCCAUCCUGGUUUACCUGGAAUGGGAGCAGGUGCUGCAGGAUUAUUGGGAUUUGGUGCCGGAUUGCCUCCAGGUGGUCCUCCUCAUCCAGCUGCUGUUGCUAGUGCUGCACAUUCUAUAGCAAAAGCUGCGGAUUUGCAUUCACGCGCCGGGGAUGAGGUCAAACGACCCAACAGCAGAAAUACAUCAGACGAAAGACUGCAUUCAAUGUCUCCUGGAGAUAGAGAUAAGUAUCGUUCGAGAUCAUCGCCAGAUGUCGAGCAGGCGAAACGAAGGAAAGAUGAUAAAUUAGGUCAUGAAAGUGAUGGGGAGAAAAGUGACCAGGACCUGGUUGUGGAUGUAGCUAACGAGGAGGUUACAUCGCCGCAUACGAAUGGAGACCAUGUACCGUUAGGUAACCCAAACGACAUCCGAGAAAAUGGGAACUCAAGUAACGAUAAGAACAAGUCUGACCGUCCACCCAGCCGCAGCGGAUCGUCGUCAUCGCGGAGUACCCCUUCGCUCAAAAGUAAAGAUGAAAAACCCCUGACGCCUGGUUCGAAACCUCGUUCAACGACGCCUAACCUUGUGUCAGGAAGUGGUCCAGCGGGCAGUUCAAAACCACUUCCCGGUGGUCCACUUGGGCCAUAUCCCAGCUAUCCAGCCUUGGGAGCUCCAAGAACUCCAGACCAUCAAAUGUCUCCUUAUGCGCAGCCGAAUUCUUAUGGGCGGCAGCCUCAACCGGUGAGUGGUUCCUAUGACAGUGCGGUCCAACUCCGAAAUUCAUCAGCGAACGGUGUAGGAACUGCAGUUCCAGGAGGAAAACCGGCGUAUUCGUUUCACAUGAAUGGAGAAGGUCAAUUGCAGCCAGUACCAUUUCCCGCGGAUGCUUUAGUGGCUCCAGGAAUUCCACGGCACGCACGACAAAUAAAUACUUUGCACCAUGGCGAAGUAGUCUGUGCCGUUACAAUUUCCAAUCCAACAAAAUACGUAUAUACAGGAGGAAAAGGAUGUGUAAAGGUUUGGGAUAUUAGUCAACCAGGCGUCAAAACUCCUAUCAGUCAAUUAGAUUGUUUGCAGAGGGAUAACUACAUUAGGUCUGUAAAGCUGUUACCAGAUGGCCGAACGUUAAUCGUCGGUGGAGAGGCUUCAAAUUUAUCCAUAUGGGAUCUAGCAAGCCCGACACCCAGAAUAAAGGCGGAAUUGACAUCAUCGGCUCCAGCUUGUUAUGCUCUCGCCAUCAGCCCGGACUCCAAAGUAUGCUUUAGUUGCUGCUCCGACGGCAACAUUGCCGUAUGGGACUUACAUAACCAAACAUUAGUUAGGCAGUUCCAGGGACAUACGGAUGGUGCCUCUUGCAUCGACAUUAGUUCCGAUGGCACUAAAUUGUGGACGGGAGGUUUAGACAACACCGUCCGUAGCUGGGAUUUGCGCGAGGGGAAGCAACUGCAGCAACAUGAUUUCAGUUCUCAAAUUUUUUCUCUGGGCUAUUGUCCGACAGGUGAAUGGCUUGCUGUUGGAAUGGAAAACUCCAAUGUUGAGGUGUUGCAUGCCACCAAAGCUGACAAAUAUCAAUUGCAUUUGCAUGAAAGCUGCGUUUUGAGUCUACGCUUUGCUUCGUGCGGCAAAUGGUUUGUGUCAACUGGCAAAGAUAAUCUCUUAAAUGCAUGGAGAACGCCAUACGGAGCGAGUAUAUUUCAGGCUAAGGAAACUUCGAGUGUAUUAAGUUGUGAUAUUUCGACGGACGAUAAGUAUAUCGUAACAGGUUCCGGAGACAAAAAAGCGACAGUCUACGAAGUGAUAUACUAAGUGUUAGUUGGAAAAAACGAUGUAAUGGGACCAGACAAACUAACAUCUGUGAAUAUAAUGAACUUUUGUGUAACCGCUGGUUGAUGCAUUUUCCAUGCCGGAUUAAUUUGUUUCGCGCUCUCAGCAGUGUUCUUGUGACAGUCGAAAGUCGAAAUAAAUCUGUAUGUGGCGAUUCA